CCCUCACCAUUCUUGGUGUCUGAGCCCCUUGCCGUACGCUCUGCGUCACUCCUCUGUCUCUUGCUGAGUUGCUUCCCUUGCCGUCGGCGUCGGAGGCGGGAGCUUCUCGGCGGGCGGCGGCGCGCGGCGCCGGGCGCGGAUCGGCCGCGGGUGCAUGGUGGAGGCCGCCGCCGGGCGCCGGCCAGGCACCAGCCGUCGGCGGCCUAGCGGCAGCGGAGGGGAGCACCAGCGCCUGGUCGCGCUCGCCGUCGCCGCGCGAGUCGCCAUGGUCACCACCCGGUCUGCGGGGCCAGCGGUGGCGGGAGGAGAUGGAGCGGGAACUGCUGGAACGGGCGCCGGCGCCGCUGGCGGCAGCGGACGAUGCAUGGAGGACUUCUUCGACUGCCUCCUGGGCCUGCUCGGCGCGUUAGGCAUGACAUGGGCUGCGGCGCGGCCCCAGCGGCAGCCACGCCCGCCGCUGCCACGCGGGGUUGGGGCGGGGGCCGUGCCAACCGACGCCCGGCGUUUCGCGGCGGAGCUCAGGGCCACCCCCGGCCGGAUCGCCGGCAAUGGCGCCUGCACCGUCGCGUCACUGUACACGCUGCAGGGCAAGAAGGGCGUCAACCAGGAUGCUAUGAUCGUCUGGGAGAACUUCUGUUCGAGAGAUGAUACCAUCUUUUGUGGUGUGUUUGAUGGUCAUGGACCUUAUGGCCAUUUGGUUGCCAAGAGAGUAAGAGAUCUCCUCCCUCUAAAGUUAGGAGCAGAUUUGGGGACGGAAGAUGGUAGAGUAACAUCCACUGGCAACAUUAAGCUCAACACACAUGAUGUAGCUUCACCAGAACACAAAGACAGAGGAGGUACUGCCAUUUCCUCUGAAACUCAGCAGAAUGGAGAGUAUCCAGAGAUCUUCCCAGCAUUGAGAACUUCAUUCUUGAAGGCAUUCCAUGUAAUGGAUAGGGAUCUCAAAUUACAUAAAAAUAUUGACUGCUUUUUCAGCGGGACUACAGCGGUGGCAGUGAUCAAGCAGGGGCGCAAUCUUAUAAUUGGCAAUUUGGGGGAUUCAAGGGCUGUCUUAGGCACCAGAGAUGAAAAUAACGAGCUUGUUGCAGUUCAAUUGACAGUUGAUCUCAAACCUAACAUUCCAAGUGAAGCACAGAGAAUCAGACAACGCAGGGGCAGAAUAUUUGCACUUCCUGAGGAGCCGGAGGUUGCUCGUGUUUGGCUUCCAAAGUAUAACUCGCCUGGAUUGGCCAUGGCUAGGGCAUUUGGAGACUUCUGUCUGAAAGAUCAUGGUGUAAUUUCUAUGCCUGAUGUUUCCUAUCACCACAUUACAGAAAAAGAUGAAUUUGUUGUGCUGGCUACUGAUGGGGUUUGGGACGUGCUAUCAAAUGAUGAAGUUGUUAGUACUGUCAGCCAAGCCACAUCUCGGGCCUCUGCAGCACGAUUUCUAGUCGAAACAGCUCACCGUGCUUGGCGAACUCGGUUCCCGACAUCUAAAAUCGAUGACUGUGCUGUUGUCUGCCUGUUCCUGAACACAAAUGAAGCAAGCGAAUCUUCGAGUUCCUUGGCCAACAAUUUGGCAGAUGCUGUAGAAGUUAGCAGUGCUCAGCGCUCCACAACUAUCCAGGUGAGCACUGGUGCAUCUAUAGAUGUUACUGCCCUGGUAACAGAUGGAAACGAGGAGUCUGUUGUUGAAACGGUCACAAGGCCGGUCACACUCAUGGAUUUGCCCAAGGAUGGUUGAGGCGCAAAAUAGGGCAUGAUAAGUGAGGUUGCAUGCUGCCUGUGACUGGUAUCUGCUGAACGAUCAAGUAGUUCAGGCACAGAGCGGAGGCACCAUGAACAAACAUGCUGUGCCUGUGAUUGGCAUCUGUUGGAGCGAAGAUAUAGCACGUCGGUGGGUUUCUGCUUGCUAUUUUUUCUGGACGCAAGUGUGACUAGAAUUUGCAGUUUUGCUUUGUGUAAAGUACCGCGUCAAUUUAGCGUGAUUUGCUCCAGUUUUUUGUAAUAAUUUUAUUCAUGUUAUUAUCGGUGCGGGCAAGCGUCGAGGUCAUAGUAUCAUGUAGGAAGGAGCCUACUGAGUUUUUAUGCUUCCUGUAAAUAUAUUCAUCAUUCUAUCUCUGGUGUCUGAUCUA
Molecule: messenger RNA, 2114 nt
Organism: Sorghum bicolor (sorghum)
Lineage: Eukaryota; Viridiplantae; Streptophyta; Magnoliopsida; Poales; Poaceae
Product: probable protein phosphatase 2C 14
Exons: 5
Coding region: 155-1723 (522 amino acids)
Biological process (GO): protein dephosphorylation
Molecular function (GO): protein serine/threonine phosphatase activity
Source: RefSeq, a predicted model, not a curated record